UGCCUCUGUGCCACACCGGACCACAGACCUUCCAACUUUCACACUGAAAGAUGAAUCCCGAAACCAGCAACAUGAUGAUUGCAGCAGCCCUUGGCCGGCCUUUCAGCCUCGGGAUGCUGUACGACUGUCGCAAUGACUCACUCAUCCCUGGCAUGACAUUGUGGGACAGCGAUAUCCUCACAAAUCAUAUUGGAGAAAGACCACAGAACUACAAUGACUUUCAGAUAGUUACAUCCGAAUCAAUUGCAGAUAAAUCUUCAGCACUAAAUGUUGAAGCCUCCCUAAAGGCAAGUUUCUUUAGUGGGCUGGUAGAGGUUGAAGGAUCUGCCAAGUACCUGCAUGAUGAUAAAACAUCCAAAAGUCAAGCCAGAGUAACUCUGCAUUACGAAGCAACCACAAAGUUCAAGCAACUGUCGAUGGAUCAUCUUGGAAGAGGCAAUGUGAAGCAUCCGUAUGUCUUUGAUAAGGGAUUAGCAACACAUGUAGUCAUAGGUAUCCUUUACGGGGCAAAAGCCUUCUUUGUCUUUGACCGCGAUGUGUCUGAGGAUGAAAGUCAUCAAGACAUUGAGGGUAGCUUGAAGGUGAUGAUCAAGAAGAUUCCAAGCAUUGUGAUCGAAGGGGGAGGUUCCCUGAAAUUGGAAGACAAAGAUAUCGAAAAGGUUGAGAAAUUCUCUUGCAAAUUCCAUGGAGACUUUUUACUUGAUAAAACUCCUACAACAUUUAAGGAUGCAGUAGAAGUCUACCAAAGCCUGCCCACAUUGUUGGGAGCCAAUGGAGAAAAUGCUGUACCAAUGAAGGUCUGGCUGUUGCCUCUGAUACAUCUGGAUUCUACUGGUGCUCAGCUCGUCCGUCAGAUAAGUGCUGUGUUCAUAGAAGAAGCGCAGGCUGUCCUGGAGGACCUGAAGGAGCUGGAAAUAAGGUGCAAUGAUGCUUUGAGCACCACUGCACAACAGCUCUCACAGAUUGGCUCAAAGAUUAAAACCUUUAAAGAGAUGUGCUCUGAGUUCAAGGUGGAAUUUCAACGAAACUUGGCGAAGGUUCUUCCAUCAAUCCGAGGAGGAGGAGAAGAGGAGGCUGUGCUUGCAGAGAUCCUGAAGAAGAGACAUUCUUCUCCUUUCAACAACACAGACCUGAACAAGUGGAUGGACUGUAAAGAGAGAGAAGUCUACACAUUAAUGUUCUUCAUGAACUUCUUAAAAAACGCCAAGAUUGUCCCGUCUCAAACAGACCUGUACAAGGAAAUUCUCAGUGUAGAGCAUUCAGUGUGUUUUGUUUUCACCUCACUGGGAAGUGAUGAACCGUUCCUCUCAGCUUUAUCAGACUACUUAGAAGGAACAACCAAACCAGACGACCCUCAACAUUCACAUACUCAUGAUGUAGAGAAGGAACAAUGGUAUGCCUCAAAAGAAGUAGCAGAUGCAAUGAGAAACAAAGCAAAGCUCUUCAGUGACUUUGCAGAGGCCAACAAGGAGAACAAGAAUGUAAAGUUCCUGAUGGUUAGUUCAACAAAUGAGGCAGAGAAAGGUUCAAGCAUCUACCUUUAUAAAGACGGCUUUUCUGUAAGUGAGAACUUUGAGCCUCCUUCAAAGCCUGAAACAGUGACAGCCAGGAACACAAACCACAACAGUGUGAUACUGAAGAUUUCUCCACCCAGAUUUGGAGCAGAGAACAUCACCUCCUACUCUGUUGAGUAUUGUGUCAGUGGAGAGGAUGGAUGGAAACAACAGACAGCAUCAAAAGCUGAAGAAGUCACAGUGAGAGAUCUGAGUCCUAACACAGAGUAUAUGUUCAGAUGCAGAGCAGUGACCUCAGUAGGUGUUGGACCAGCCAAUGAAGUCACCGCAUUUACUACACACCUACUGUUACCCCCACACUUAGGAGGUCAUGGAGGCAUGCUUCCACCGCGGCCUGUGACUGACUGAUGGCCGAGAAUACAGUAAACAGACGACCUGCCAUGAAGAGUCAGAGUGGUCAACACGCAUCUUCUGGACCUGCGGGACAAUCAAAAGUUAGCAGUUGUUUUUUUUCCUUUUUUUUGCUUUUAUUCAAUGCGAUAAAUCAAAACACAUUUUUACUUCCAAAUUACAUUGAAAAAAUAAAUCAUCAAUAAUAGUUUUAAUAGUUUUUUUUUCUCUAAGCUUUCUGACAACUCCAUAUAUGAUUUACAUGUUGUAUCUUGUUUUGUAGAAAAAUAAAUGUAAAAAAUGAGAAACAUUUGGUUGAUUAAAUUAGUUAUAACAUGUUUGGGAAACAUUUGCAUAGUGUUUAUGUCACACAGGGACCAAAGUUGUUGGGACAGGUUAGGACUUGGUUUUAGGGGUGAAAUUAAAACUAAAAGCUCAUGUCUUUAUUUUUUUUUAAUUUUGAGAAUUUUUUAUUAAAACUGCAAAAUAAAGUUGAUUUACGUUCUUGUUGAUUUAAAUGUUUGCUCAAAACUUUUUGAUUUUUGUUUCAUUAAUCAGAUUAUUACUGUAGACCACUGGUUCCCAACUUUAUUCCUUAAAGAAACUGAAAAUGCUGAAAUACAGGCCCACUGUAUUUAUAUUUUUAAAGUUUUCUUACACCCCAUACAAUCAGAAAGGCCUUGUAACCACCAGUGGAGCCUUUGGGACCCCUAGUGGUGGUUUGAAAACCAGUGGUGAAGACAUACAUUUGCAUGUGAUAAUAAUUAUCUGUAUUCUGUAACUGUGUGAACCUUUUGUAAUUUGUUUUUGAUUAUGAUUUGUUUGUGCUCAUGUUAUUCUUCAGAUGUAUUCAUAUAGAAAAUGUUGCUUACCUGUAAUAGGCUAAAGCUGACUGUGGGCAGCCAAGGUUAAUGCAGCUUUAUGUUAAGAAGAAACUUUGAUAUAUUGUUGAUGAAAAACAUGUAAUGAUCAGAGAGAUUAAAGAGAUUAAAUCACUUUGUUUUGUCUUUUACAUAUUCAUUCAUUGUUGUUUCCAAUCUUACACAGAUAUGUUGAUGUUUUACUUCUAAUAAAGCCCUUUGAUUCAA
This is a messenger RNA of Dicentrarchus labrax (European seabass), 2992 nucleotides long. RefSeq names its product verrucotoxin subunit beta-like. The record is from RefSeq and is a predicted model, not a curated record. Lineage: Eukaryota; Metazoa; Chordata; Actinopteri; Moronidae. The transcript is spliced from 4 exons. The coding region runs from base 51 to 1922 and encodes 623 amino acids. Gene Ontology annotation, molecular function: protein binding.